This is a messenger RNA of Micropterus salmoides (largemouth bass), 2497 nucleotides long. It is a transcript of the gene lactbl1b, whose product is annotated as lactamase, beta-like 1b. Bases 276 to 1979 code for a protein of 567 amino acids. Lineage: Eukaryota; Metazoa; Chordata; Actinopteri; Centrarchiformes; Centrarchidae. The transcript has 7 exons. The record is from RefSeq and is a predicted model, not a curated record.
AACACCAGCAUGCAGGCUGUGGCUUUUCACUCAGACAUGUUCAGGCUCUGUUAUUUCAACGUUCCCGUCUCAGAGGCGGAUCGACACCGGCUCCUUAAUGUUACUUCACUCAGCGCAGCGAGACGCAUAUCGGCACAAUCCUCCCGCAAAAAGGCCGAGUGACAGCGGCUAUAGACAGGCAUGGAGAGCAGACCGAGCUAGAAACUCAGCCAACUCUUGCUGUGGCUGCUCCUGCUGCUACCGUUAAAUUUGAAGGACUCACUAAAACCAACAGGAUGAAGGUAAAAUGGACCCAGCUGGGUUUGGUGUUCUUCCUCGUUUUAUCUCUGGUGAUGACAGGAUGCUUCUUCUGGCAAUAUCAGCUGCCAAAAGUCCUGCCAGAUGACGGCAUGGGUCGUAAUGCAAAAUCAGAGAUGAUGUGUCCCCGUUUCCCCUCUCCUCUUCAGCUGGAACAUCCUAUCCCUAGUCUGAAAGAGGCCCUGGAAAAGGUGGACGUUUUGCUUCGGCAAAGCAUCAACCCCAUCAGCCUUCCCUCUCUAUCCGCCAUUGUGAUCUUAAAUGACACUGUUUUGUGGACUGGCAACUUUGGAAAAAGGAAUGGCAGUGACCCACUCUCAGGACCACCCAACGAGUACACGAUUUAUAGAAUUGCCAGCCUAUCCAAAAUCUUCCCAACUCUGAUGAUGUACAAACUGUGGGAGGAUGGUAAGAUUGGCUCCCUAGAUGAUCCGCUGGAGAAAUAUGUGGAGAACUUCACCAUCAAAAACCCUCUGGGCAAGUCGCGAGACUCGGAGCUGAAAUAUGUGACAGAUGGCCUGAUAUUUCUGGACAGCGGGGAGGUUCAGAUCCGCUCCUCUUCAGUCACCCUGCGCAGGAUGGCAAGCCAGCUCUCAGGCCUACCAAGGAGACUGCGAGCCACAAAUCUGCUCUGGAAAGGAAAAACACAAUCUGCAAUCAAUCUGCUACAAGAUGAUGUACUUGUCGCAGACCCAGGCACAAAAUGUCACUACAGCAACCUCGCCUUCUCACUGCUGGCUCAUGUGAUGGCUGAACGAGUUGCCGCUGUUGACUACCAGCGGUGGAUUACAGACAACAUUCUGGACCGGCUUGGGAUGGAGGACACUGGCUUUGACAUCAACCCAGGUCUCUUAAGCCAGACGGCUGUGGGAGUGUACUCCAACGGAAAACCAGCCCCGCUUUAUGAUCUGGGUUGGUACCGGCCCUCGGGUCAGAUGUUCUCCACUGCCGCAGACUUGGCCAAGCUUGCCAUGAUGCUGCUGGGCGCUUACCACCGCAAGCUGCUGGACCCAGACUCGCUGAAGAUCAUGCUGACCCCACUCUUCAGGUGUGAUAAGGACUACUUUGCAAACCGUACCGGGACGCCGUGGGAAGUGAAUGAGCUGAUGGGCUACGAGGUGGUGCGUAAAGAUGGUGAUCUGGACGGCUACUCUGCCACUUUCUCCCUGGUGCCCAGACUGAAGCUCGGUCUGGUGGUGCUAAUGGCUGGCAGCCGGUCUCAGAACCAGGAUGUGGUCACCAAGGCCUACAACCACAUCAUCCCAGCCAUAGAAAAAGCCUUCAGGGAGGCCAAGAAGGUCCUCUUUGCUCCCCCAAACCCAGAACCUUACAUUGGCUUUUUCACCUACAGCAACAUCACCUUCUAUGAGAUCAAAGUCGGGCCAGACGGUGUUCUCAUCAUGCAACAGUUUGGGCCUCAGAUUGAAGAGUUGAUCCCAGAGAAGUACAGGACAAUAAAGCUCAACUACCUGGUUGACCGGGUGUUCAGAGUGGUUUUUGAAAAAGAGUACCCUUGUGUUUUGCAAGUUGGCACGGCCUCAGUGUCUCUGGAAGCUCAAGAUGGCCAAUUAUUUAACUUCUACACGUUUGACAAGCAGGGUUUGUCCCCUGGUUUUGAUGCACCAGGACUAAACACAUAUAAUGUGGUCAGAAUAGCCCGCAGGCCAUCCUUCUCGAGCUGAACUGCAGCAAUGCUGCGCCCUAAAGACAAAUGGUGUGUCCUUUGGAUAUGUGAGGGACUGUAAACAAAAAAGUGGCUGUGACCAAAUGGAAAAGCUGGGGUCGUUUUGGUAGUCAAAGUGUGCUCUGAUUUACAGAGACCACAAAGAGGGACGGAAAUAUGUAUAAUGUUUUGCACAGAAAAUGAAAUUAAGAAUUAAUUUAUCUGUUGAAUGAUGUAUAUAACGUCGCCCUUACACUGGUCCUUCAUUAUGCCUCUGAACAUUCCCAUUAUGGUGAUACAGUACUUGUGUGCUUGUUUCCUGCUUUAAUUUAAAUCGCUUUUGUUGUCUUGGUCUCCCCUGUCCUUGAGUUUUCAUGAGAAACAACAGCAGAACACUUGCUCAAAUCAAACUCACGUUGUGCUCAUUUGCAUGAAUAUUUACAUGCAUCUCCUUUUAAAUUCUUCCAUGACUAUGACUGCAGUUCCACGAAAUCAUCAACUCAUACAUGUUUGUAUUCCACUGGCAAAGGAAAAAAA